Messenger RNA from Peronospora belbahrii, 3663 nucleotides. The record is from the annotation of a GenBank genome assembly. NCBI's taxonomy places the organism in Eukaryota, Oomycota, Peronosporomycetes, Peronosporales, Peronosporaceae.
AUGGACCUCGAGCUAUAUGAACAGAUUUUGAUGGCUAUCCACGUAAGCCACUCUCCAUUCGUGUCUCAUACGGACCGUCAAGCUGCUUAUCUCUUUUGUGAAGAAUUUAAAAGUCGUCGAGAUUGUGGACUCUAUGCCAUUGCAAUCUAUCGAAAUCCCCGUGGUGAGAAUCUAUUGGAAAUCGCAACACGUCAACACUUUGCUCUACACGUACUAGAACAUUAUUUAUUACAAUAUUGGGAGACAUUAUCAAUGGAAGAACAAUAUCAAAUGCGAAAAGAACUUGUCGAGUUGCUACUAUGUACCAUUGAGACCACUUCAAAUGACGUGGAAGAGCCCGUGUUUGUACGAGAGAAAAAAGUCGCGCUAUUGGCUCAAAUUGCAAAGCGACAAUUCCCUCAACGAUGGCCUGAUCUCGUUCCAGAGUUACUUCAAGUAUGGCAAAGUGGUUCGUCUAAACAAGUGGAGCUUGUACUCUUAAUCUUGAGGUCUUUGGCAGAAGAUUGCGUCAGUAUGUCGUUUAAUACGUCCAUUCCUCCUGCAAGGAGAAAAGAUAUUUUACAAGGAUUAAAUGCGUACUUGCCACAACUGUUUCCAGUCGUGUAUCACGAACUUGAGAAGCAGUUUGCACUUUACAAGUCACAAACAGUCACAGAAUCACAGAAGCAUUCGAGUCAGAGACUCAUUCAUGCAGUGUUAAACAUGUUGAAGGAGUUCCUCGAGUGGAUGCCACUGGAACAGCCUGUGGACCCAUCAACAAACUUUUGUAUGGUUGCCGUCUUGUUGCUAGAUGAUCACGAGUUUCGUGUAGCAGGAGCAGAGUGUUUAGAAGUAUAUAUGAUGCGUGGGUUUGGAAAGGAACACAGGGAAAUUAUGCUACAGAGUAUCAGUCAGAUUAUCAAGAAGGUUGAUACGCUGGAUUUGACGACUGUAGGGCCGGAUGUGAAGACAAACCUGCAUUUUAACAAGAAAGUGAACGAUAUGUUGAUUGCAUGGGGAACGAGUCAGUUGGAUGUGCUACUGCAGGACGAACCUGGUGAGCAGGAAAUGGCCCUGCUUCGUAUGGUACUGAAGAAUCUGUGCAAGUUGUUUGCCUACCCGAGUUUAAUUUUGACGGAAGCGCAAAUUAUUUUGUGGCUGGCGGUGCUGAAAAACAAAAAGGUUUUGAAGCAUGGUGAAACAUUCUUAGCUGACAUCUUGGAGCAGCUACGACAGAUCUCAUUCGACAAGUACUUUAAGCUAGGCUCGCCGGAGCGAGAUAAUCCGGGAAAUCAAGCUGCUGCUUGCGACUGCAGUAGAGAAGAAUUCGAUGAUCACAAUGAGUACAUAUCGUAUUACGGAAACUUUCGGGGACGUCUGUACGCAUUGAUCCGCAUAUUGGUACAGCUGAACCCUACCGUUGUAUUGCAGUCCUUGCACGAGCGCGUGGUAUUCGUACUGACGCAGAACGCUGUCGGAACGGACCACUUAAGUCCUGAUCGAGGCUUUUGCACUGACCUCAGUACCACCUAUUUGUAUCACGAAGGAAUCUCGUCUCUGAUAGAUUGCAUCGUAAAGCAACUUCCUCCAAGCGCAAUGCAAAAUCCUGUGAACCACCAGAUGUUGCAGAUGAUUUUACAGGCAAUUUUGUCGUUUGAGACUCCCGACCCACUUCUGAAGUUCCGCCAGCUCUUAGUGCUGGCAUCGUUUUCAAAGUACUAUGCACUCGAUGGUAGCACGCUGACAGCAGUGUUUGAGAUGCUCUUUUCUAACAUUGAUUUUGUCAUGUCCGGUGAAGACGUGCACGGUAAAAUGAGCAGUGACACUAUCAAUGUUCGGCGGCGGGCACUAUCGUCUCUAGUUUCGAUUUGCCAAACGAUUCCUGCGCACAUUUUGCCGGUACUCCCUGUGUUGUGUUCUAAGGCUCAGGAGCUCUUUGCUGCUGAUCGUGUCACCGACACAGAAGGGGUGAUGCUUUACGAAAUGCUGGUGUUGGUGUCAAAUUCGAUGGAGAACAGGGAGGAACGUGUUCAAUUCGUGCAACAAAUUGUACAGGACCCGCUCACUCAGUGGACAUCACCAGAAAUGACCGCUCUCGUCAGCUCCCCGCAGAGCAUUGCUACGGCGAUUGAAGCGGCUACGAACGACGAAAAGUCAAAAAAACAACUCAAAAUGAUUAUUAAGACGCUUACAACGUUGUAUGGUAUUGCGAAACGGGCAGGUGCGACCUUUUCACCGAAGACUGCCCAAGACACGGGAGCAUUCGAGAGUGCUUGGCCGCAUCUGCUGCCAAAUUUGUUGGCUCUCGUGCGUUCGCUUCAUGGUCUGAAAGAGCUGGCUGUUAAAGAAGCACUGCUGAAAAUGUCGAGUGCUUGCUGGCUGCUGAGUGUUUCUGUGGAUGAGGUUGCUCAGUUACUUGGAGGGAAAAACCAGUUAGAUGAAGAAGAAGUGGCAAAGCUAUCUGCCGCUUCUAGAUGGUCGAAAUGGCAUAAGAGUGUGCGUGAUAUUUCGUACCAUUUGAUGGGUGUGGCUGCGGGUCGGUUUAGUUUAUUUAACAGUUCCCAGGUAGCCUCUGUCCUGAAUAGUAUGCUUAGCGAUUUAGACUUGAUGGACCACCGCCACCUGAAGGGUGCUUUAGCGUAUGUGUAUCUACCGUUCCUGAAGAACUGCCCAAAAGAGCUGUACCCAUCACUACUGGAUCCUGUGCUUGGAACUUUGUUCGGUCAUUUCACUCAGCGAGCUGCAAUAAUAUUGCAGAGUCCCGUAACUGGAGAUAAGUCAACCCAAGCUCCUUGGAACGCGCUGGUAGUUGGUGUUGAAGAUGCAAAACAGGAGAUUGCGCGUGAGAAAAUGGUCAUGGAGCUUACCCGUCAAUUUAUUGAUUUCAUUGAGUAUGCUAUUGAUCCCAAGACAGUUGUGGGAACCGACACAGAUAAUCCGAAACAUGUUACAAGUUCUGAAGAUGCCUUCCUGCGUGAUUACAUUCUGACGCAAUCGCCUUCACUGCCGCUUGCGAUUGGUGCAAUCCUGGUACAGGUGAUUUGCUGGAAAGAUACGCUGAGUUGCCGAAAAGCAGUGCUUCUUGGCGACAAGCUUGUCAACGUCUUGCAUGCUGACAUAAAGUAUCACACCCUACUCGGUCGCGAUAUCUUCUCUGCAGCACUUCAGGGCAUUUUGAAGGAGCAUGUCGGUCACGUAAAGGAGGAUGGCCUUAAAUGGGAGAUCAUCAAUCUUGCGCGAAACAUUUACUGCAGGCUAACACUUGGCUUAGCUCCUGUAGAUGAGUGCAAGGGGAUUGACCCGUGCAACCAGCCACUUCGUCCUGCUUCGUCGCUAUGUGUAGUUCCACGCGAGAUUUUGCUAUCUCUUCCAGAUGUCACUUCUGGUCAGGUAGAUGCACUGGACACACUUUUACGUGCGAAGCAUAGCACAAAGACACAAAAAAAUGCGUUCAAGGAGCUUCUGGAGAUACCCAUUCUGGCAUUUCGGCGGGAGCAGUCGCUAACAUCAGGAUCGACAUCGCCUUUGAGAGGAAUUUUGGGUACGACAAAUACGUCGAUCAAGAACAUCCAGGACCUUCCGGAGAAGCUGGUGAUUCCCGGUAAAGAAUGUGAGGCACAAGUGAAGUUGCAGCAAGCCCAGAACCCAAAUUUAAAUGUGCACUCGCUCUUCGGUGCCCAGUGA